UCCACUUUCAGCUGCAAAGUGCACCAGAGACUUUAGUUUGAUUUGUGUACUAUGUAGGGACUUGCAGACCAUUUUUACUGUUCCUUGUCGCACCGUGGAAAGAGGGCCAGCAAAUAUUCCUCCGGUGGUCUCCAAGAACCUCAGGAACCUGUUUGCUUACAAAGCACGCACCUGCUUCCCAUCCUUGAGGAAUUUGCAAUCUAAGGACUUCUGAGAUUAACCUGGAAUCUCUGGAGGCUUUUUAAUUGUUUAGUGAGGUCUCUAAGGGCAAUGGUGGUAACUCACUGAAGAGGAAGCUUGGUGAAGGUGUGUGCUGGGUUCCCGGAAAAGCUCCUUUCUCAGCAAAAGCCGGCGAUAAUAGUGUAUAGAACUGAAGAGUUCCUGAAGAAGGUAACAAACAAGAGAAGGAAAAUGCCGAAACCGAUCAACGUACGAGUAACUACAAUGGAUGCUGAGCUAGAAUUUGCUAUUCAGCCCAAUACAACUGGCAAACAGCUUUUUGACCAGGUUGUAAAAACAGUUGGUUUACGUGAGGUCUGGUUUUUUGGGCUGCAGUAUGUAGACAGCAAAGGAUAUUCUACAUGGCUUAAACUGAAUAAAAAGGUGACACAGCAAGAUGUUAAAAAAGAAAAUCCUUUACAGUUCAAGUUUAGAGCUAAAUUCUUUCCUGAAGAUGUUUCUGAGGAAUUGAUUCAAGAAAUAACACAGAGACUUUUCUUCUUGCAAGUUAAAGAAGCCAUCUUAAAUGAUGAGAUAUAUUGCCCACCAGAAACUGCAGUUCUUUUGGCUUCGUAUGCUGUCCAAGCCAAGUAUGGAGAUUAUAAUAAAGAGAUUCAUAAACCAGGAUACCUGGCUAAUGACAGACUCCUGCCACAGCGUGUUUUGGAACAACACAAACUGACAAAAGAGCAGUGGGAGGAGAGAAUACAAAACUGGCAUGAGGAACACAGAGGAAUGCUAAGGGAAGAUUCGAUGAUGGAAUACUUGAAGAUUGCGCAAGAUCUAGAGAUGUAUGGUGUCAACUACUUUGAAAUCAAGAAUAAGAAGGGCACUGAGUUGUGGCUGGGUGUUGAUGCUUUGGGUCUGAAUAUUUAUGAGCAUGAUGACAAGUUAACACCUAAAAUUGGUUUUCCCUGGAGUGAAAUCCGAAAUAUUUCAUUUAAUGACAAAAAAUUUGUUAUAAAGCCAAUUGACAAAAAGGCACCUGAUUUUGUUUUCUAUGCUCCUCGUCUGAGAAUCAAUAAGCGGAUUUUGGCCUUAUGUAUGGGAAACCAUGAGCUGUACAUGCGAAGGAGAAAGCCUGACACUAUUGAAGUACAACAGAUGAAGGCUCAGGCCCGGGAGGAAAAGCAUCAGAAGCAGUUGGAAAGGGCACAAUUAGAGAAUGAAAAGAAGAAAAGAGAAAUAGCAGAAAAGGAAAAGGAAAGAAUAGAGCGUGAGAAGGAAGAGCUAAUGGAGCGUCUAAGGCAAAUUGAAGAGCAGACAAUGAAAGCCCAAAAAGAACUAGAAGAACAGACACGGAAAGCUCUAGAACUGGAGCAGGAGCGCCAGAGAGCGAAAGAAGAGGCGGAGCGGCUAGACAAGGAGCGCCGGGCUGCGGAGGAGGCCAAAUCUGCCAUAGCCAAGCAAGCUGCAGACCAGAUGAAGAACCAGGAGCAGCUGGCAGCAGAACUUGCUGAAUUCACCGCCAAGAUUGCACUUCUAGAGGAAGCUAAGAAGAAAAAGGAAGAGGAAGCUACUGAAUGGCAACACAAAGCUUUUGCGGCUCAAGAAGACUUGGAAAAGACCAAAGAAGAGUUAAAAACCGUGAUGUCUGCGCCCCCGCCCCCGCCCCCUCCGCCAGUUGUUCCUCCCACGGAGAAUGAGCACGACGAGCAGGACGAGAACAGCGCCGAGGCCAGCGCCGAGCUGUCCAGCGAGGGGGUGCUGAACCACAGGAGCGAGGAGGAGCGGGUAACGGAGACACAGAAGAACGAACGUGUGAAGAAGCAGCUCCAGGCAUUAAGUUCAGAAUUAGCCCAAGCCAGAGAUGAAACCAAAAAAACACAGAAUGAUGUUCUUCAUGCCGAGAAUGUCAAAGCAGGCCGCGAUAAGUACAAGACUCUGCGACAGAUUCGACAAGGCAAUACCAAGCAGCGUAUCGAUGAGUUUGAAGCAAUGUGAGAGCUGUUCUUGUGAUACAUGUCCUUCCUAAGCUGAACCACCACCAGAGAAAAGCAGGCCUUGCAGAUGGAUGGAAUGCAUCCCACCUUGCCAAAGCACUCACAGCAGUUGACUGUGCUCACUAGCAGAAGUCUGAAGGGCGCUCUUCAACAUUAAGGCAGUGUGAUGUCAUGUUUGGUCAUUUUUCUUUUGGCCAGGGAAUUGAUAAUGCUAUCCUGUCAUCUCUUUUGUACAUUUUUCAUUUUUUUUGUUUGAUUUUUUUCAGUUGAAUAUUAAUACUAAUGACCAUGUCUGAUAAAUGUGUCUGUGUGCUUUGAGCACGGUGUACAUCUUAGGAUGAUGGUGAACAUUUCAGUGCAUGCUUAGUUAAUGAAUUCAAUUUUCUUUGCCCUUUCCAUGUUUGACCUACAUACAUUUCCAUGUUCACUCAUGUGUUUGCAAUGUGGCCUUCUCAUGCCCUGUCAUGGCAGAGUCAUAAUGUUGGUGUCUUACACAUCACUUAUUGGAGGUGUUGAAGAUGAGGUAUCGGGGUAAAGAGACACAGGUAGAUGAGACAGCAGCCAUUAUGGAGGAGACUGCAUUGCGGGACGAUUAGAACAUUGAACAGUACAGGGUACAGAGGUGGUUAACUAUUACAGAAACCCCUUAAUUACACUAUUGGGUGGUUACUUUCCAUUUCCUUAAGCACAGCCAUCAUUGCCAGCUCAAGUGAUUGGUAUAACAUGUCCUAUAAUCCUUUGGUGACUUUUCUUGCCUGUGCCACUUGAGAGAUGGAGCCAGCAGGCAUCAGUCCUAAAGAAUUUAUUGACGAAGCACUGCCCGCGAAUAAGUGGUCUCUGAAAAAAAUUCAAGGUUUGUUCUUAGGUUGCUGUAGAAACAGAUGUCUAAUAGAUACUGUUGAUGAUAACUGAUUUUAAUUGUCAAAAGGAACAAACCUGGACCUUCCUGCAAGGGCAAUAGAUGAAAGAGCGUCAGUUUCAAGGAAGUAAUACUACCUCACUGUACCCCUGUGGCGACUGUCCCCACACAGUGUGUGCACGCGCUGAAUGUCUGCUAUCCAUAGACAGUCUCAAUCAUGCUCUUCAUGAAUAUACUUUUGAGAUUCCAGCGCUAAUGCUUUAACUGCCUUUUUGUUGAACUGUGGGGCUCUGCUGUGUGUUCAGAUACUGUUUGUUCUCCCUGGUGUGCUGUUUCCUGAGGGCUGGGCUGUGUCUGAGGAAGUAAGACAUUGCCUUUGCAGUGAAGGAUUCUCGUCCUUUAGUCAUGGUGGGAAAGGCACAUCAUUUUAGCAUACUUGGUUUCUAAAUCACUGCUUAUUUUAUUUGCAGUCUCUAAAAUCAAGUCUCAUUUCAAUUAUGUCUUAUUGAAGAAGUCUUUCUGGCUAGAAAGAUGCUCUUAUAUUCUUUGACCAUGAAGCACCUGAGUUUGAAGAUACAGAAAGCCUUGUUUUCUCUGUGUGGUUCAGCUACGUUCCACUUGGUAUUAUGCACUCAAACUUACCUUUAUCUAUUACAAUUGCCAUUUUAUUAUGCAGUUUUCAUGCACAGUAGAUUCCACUUAUGUCUGAAAAUAUCUCGUGCUGUUUUUUUUUUUUUUUUUUUUUUUUUUUGCUGACUUUAAAAGGUGUAAUUUGGGCAGACAUGAAAAGGAAAGGCCUUGCUUAAUAUAUUUUUUGGAUUCUGUAGGACAAAAGACAACUGGUUAACCUUGAAGUGACGGUUGUACAGUGGUUGUGCACAUGCUUCAAAACCAUUUGUGAGGGAAUGUUUCUGCUUUCCAUAUAUGAGAGGGAGAGAGGGCAGGACUUACUGGCCUACGAGGAAACAUGAGCAUUCUCUUUCCCAAAGCUCUUAUUGCUAGAAGAGUUGACUUCCCAUGGAUUUUUACUGAUUUUUCCCCUAUUUGCAUUGUGUACAUUCUCAUUGCUACACCAGUUGUUGCAGUGUUGAGAGGUUACCAGUUAUAUUUGCUGUUAAUAGUCUAUUUGUAGAUUAGGAUUAAAAUGGGUUUAAUCCAUUUUUAAAGUUGUAUGGAUUUUUCUAAACAGGAACAGCCAUUUGCAAUAUGGGUUUUCAUAGAGAUUAAACCAAUUAUAACGUUUAUCAUUAGCAGUUGAGAGCACAUGUUCAUAUAGCAAUGUAAAAACACACUAAUGAGUAUUUGGUAAUUUCCCAUUAGCAUAAUUUCAUGUUGUACAAGUAAAUUACAUAUACAUCUCUAAUUUUGGAUAAUAUUCAUUGGUUAACAAUAAAGAGACAAAAGCUCA
This is a messenger RNA of Myodes glareolus (Bank vole), 4429 nucleotides long. The record is from RefSeq and is a predicted model, not a curated record. NCBI's taxonomy places the organism in Eukaryota, Metazoa, Chordata, Mammalia, Rodentia, Cricetidae.